AUUGAUUUCACUCAGUCUUCAUAACAGAUUGAGUCAAGAUCAAACCAUUUCAGAAAAAGGUUUAAUAAGCUUGAAUUCUGUUUGGAUAUUGUUUGAAAAAUCAAUAGCGCCUUGUGAUUAGAAACUUCAGCAAAUGUGCUGGUGUGUGCUGCAUAAGUGAAUAGGAGAAGGAUUUCAUGUGGAUUGUUAAAAAUGGACGCAACCACUACGCUGCACUUUGUGAACACAAUGGGAGAGAGUAUAACCAGAAUGAGAGAUGUCUUUGAUUAUAUUGGUUGCUUUCCCAAGGCAGCAGGAAGUAUAGACAGAGUCAGUGGAAGGAAGGUUCUUCGAAUACUGCUGUUCUGUUGCUGAUUGAAGUAUGUGAGCUGAAUUUCCAGCUGGAAAGACUUAACUUCCUGAUCAGGUCAUCAAAAAGUAGGAAACUGGAAUUCUGCAAUGGUAUUGUGAUAGCUGAGAAAUACUGACAGUUUGCUGAUGAAUAUAGGACAAUGGAGCUAUGUUUUCAACAAACACUUACAACUGACUCAAAUGAGAAGUAUGCAGGCAACUAUUGGGAAAUUAUGAUGUCACAGGUAAAGAUUUUGCCUUCCACACAAUUUAUGGGAAACAAUAGAUUGGAAAACAUGGCAUACCAGAUUCCAAACGCACAGCAAAAAUUCAUGGGGGACUGUAAGAAAAGAGCAGCUCCACCAGCUUCCCGGACUGCAUCAAUGCCAGAGUUGUCUCGUGAGCACUUUACACACACACCAAGUUUGAACAGCCAGAAUGGAAAUGAUAGAUUUAGCUACAAAAAAGGACUACUCCAGUACUAUUCAGGCUCUACAAAGUGCACAUCCAAUUUGAACUACUCUGAUAUUCCUUUCACAACAUAUGGCCGGAGAAUACCAGAAUCCUCAGCUUACAAAGCAACUAACUCUGAAAUUGCUUUUGCUGCAAGCAUUGAGAAAGUUCGAAUAAAAGACUCCUGUAUGCAAAAGAAAGAGUGUAUUACCUUGGUAACAUCUGAUACUGUAAAAUAUCACCAACUACCCAAACAAAGUACUGUAUCAAUUUACACUGUCGAUGAAAACCAUGGCACCAACAAAGAAACAAUAUCUUAUACAAAGGUCGAGAAAGUAGACAUUCCUUUUUCAUCAGUACCUAUCAAAAACAUUAACAACAAUAGAUUGAGCACCAUGAACGAAAACCUUGUUGUUCAAGUUCUAUCUGAAGAACCUGGAUAUAGCACAAAAAAUUGUUUUUUUGUUCCAAAUUCCCAUUUCGGAGCACCACAGCCUGAGCUGUAUGCAACAUCCAGCAAAGACACUGCAAUGAUACCAUCUGCUCUUAUCUCACUAGCAAUCAGAAAGGAAGCAGACAAAGAGCAUUCCUGUGCUUCAUCUAUUUGUUUACAGCAUGUCCAGCCUGGACACUCCCAUCAAUUAUUAAGAAAUCUAAAUGUUAAAACACUACACACGUCACUGUCAAAAAUGCCAGUUGAGUAUAGAAUUUUGGACUCCACUAUGCAUUGGAGAAAACGUGGAGUCUUAACAAAAUCCAGGAAAGGGUUUUCCUCCAUUACAAUUACAGCCCGAAAACUGAUGAGCCCAGUUAACAAUACUUCCAAACAAACCGUUAGUGCUUCUACUGAUGAGAGAAAAGCAACAGCAUGUGACAGAUCUGUGAAAGUUCUGAAAAAUUUCAAGAGUUCUGAAGGCAUUAUGCACGUUCAUUCCAGCACAGAUAAUAUGAAUGAAUUUCUUUGUGAUGGAUAUACAGCUACAGUGAAAUGUUCUGAGCCUCACUCAGUGUUACAUUCAACAGAAGACAGGCCAGGUUCUUUAAAAAUUGAUAGCAGGCAUCCUGAAAUCUUGCUGCUAAGCAACAAUGGUGACAAAACCCACCAUCUUGCACAGCAGUUUCAGUCAGUUGUAUCAUUUUCACAUUUUGAAGUUCAACCACAGUGCUUUAAGAGUGCGUAUUAUUUAGACAAAUCUCUUUUGGUCGAUUUUUGCUCUCUUACAAACAAUGGAUUAAAACAGAAAACAACUUUAUCCUUCAAGCUAAAUUGCACUUCUUCCAUAUCAUCAGCAGAUGGUGGCAAUGGCACAGUUAAACUCAUUCCAACCAUAGAAAACCCAAAACAAGAAGUUGAUUUGGAUCAAAAAACAUUGGAUGUAUCCCUGAUAGACAAUUACUGCAUUCAGGAACAAAUAUCAACUGCUCAGAAAGAUUGUAAAACUAUAUACCAAUGUAAUGGACAUGUGCAUUCUGCUAUAAAAGAUGCUCCAAGUCUACCUGAAGGGUCUGCUUAUUUCUGUUUAUUCCUUCCAAAUACGAAAAAAGGAACUAAUUAUGCGAGACUCGAUCAGAACUAUAAGUGUCAUCACCAAAAAUGGCAGCAUCCCUUCUCUGAGAUUGUAAUGGAAACAGAUGAUAUAACAUUUCAAAAAAAUCAUGUUGCUUUAAUUGGAAAGAGAAAAGACAGUGUGAAACAAGGAGGACGUAAAUCCACCUUCAGAAUGAUAGCAAAGUUUGCAACAGGAUCUCCCACUCUAUAUCAAGGUGAAAACAAUAAAGUUAGCUGGUUACAGCUCAACACUGAGUGUGAGAAAACCACUUUGCAACUACUCACAUUGCGGGAGGCACUGGAGACAUAUAAACCAGAUUUCAUCUCUCGAUCACAGAAGCGUAUCCAACAGCUUGAGGUUAAGGCAAAGCGGAGGAAAAUCCAGUUGGCUGAGCCGAUGAAACUGCAAAGGAAAAGAAUGGAACUUCCAGUACAAAACAUGCCAUUCCUUUUGCCAGUUAAGAAACGACAAUGUACUGUACCACAUCCUUUGAGUGAUAAUCUAUUUAAACCAAAGGAGAGGAUGAUUCCAGAGAAAGAAAUGCAGAUGAGAUCCAAAAGAAUUUAUAACAUGCUGCCAGAGGUGAAAAGAAAAAAGGAGGAAGAGAAGAAGAAAAUUAUUUCUCAAACAAAUCGAUUGCGUGCUGAGGUUUUCAAAAAGAAAUUGCUUGACCAAAUACUGCAGAGAAACAGUGACAAUGGGCAAGAAUCAGCAUGAAGAACUGUUACCUGAGGCUUCCAGAGAAAUGUUAUCAUUGAAGCCACUUCAAUUUACUAAAAUGCUAAUUGCUCAUAAACCCACCCUAUUAGGUUUGAAUCCAUUGGUUUUUAAAUUGCAAUUUUUCUGAAUCUGUAUGGAAAUUCAUAACUGGUGAAACCAUAGUUCAACAUUUUUUCACAGCACUUGCAGGGAGGGUCAUUGGUUCAUUAGACACAGCUGCAAUUACAACAGAAAUAAUGCAUGUUUAAUAGUUAUACAUUUCAUUUUAUUUUCAUCCACUGGAAUCAGAUCAACCAGGGUUCCUGCCUGGUCUUGAUGGCUUUGGUCACAGCUCUGAAUGUAUUUUAUGACAAUUUUUUAGUCUCAGUGUCAGAUUAAGAAGUCGUGGACCCCUGAACAAAGAACAAAGAACAAAGAAAAUUACAGCACAGGAACAGGCCCUUCGGCCCUCCAAGCCCGCGCCGAUCGAGAUCCUCUGUCUAACCUGUCAUCUAUUUUCUAAGGGUCGGUAUCCCUUUUCUCCCUGCACAUUCAUAUACCUGUCCAGAUACACCUUAAAAGACACUAUCGUGUCUGCGUCUACCACCUCCGCUGGCAACGCGUUCCAGGCACCCACCACCAUCCGUGUAAAGAACUUUCCACACAUAUCUCCCUUAAACUUUUCUCCUCUCAGUGUGAACUCAUGACCCCUAGUAAUUCAGUAACCCACUCUGGGAAAAAGCUUCUUGCUAUCCGCCCUGUCUAUACUCCUCAUGAUUUUGUAGACCUCCAUCAGGUCCCCCCUCAAUCUCUGUCUUUCUAAUGAAAAUAAUCCUAAUCUACUCAACAUCUCUUCACAGCUGGCGCCCUCCAUUCCAGGCAACAUCCCGGUGAAACUCCCCUGCACCCUCUCCAAAGUAUCCACAUUCUUUUGGUAAUGUGGUGACCAGAACUGUACACAGUAUUCCAAAUGUGGUCAAUCCAAAGUCCUAUACAACUGUAACAUGACCUGCCAACUCUUGAACUCAAUACCCCAUCCAAUGAAGGAAAGCAUGCCUUCUUGACCACUCUAUUAACCUGGAUUUUGGAGCAAGGCCUCCCUUGGUCUACUGUACCACAUUUAUGCAAUAAAACAUAUGGUGAAACUGGCCUGUAGCAGUUUGACACACUAUAUUAGUAUAAAAGCAAACAAUAUUACAAAUAUAAUUAAGUGAAUCUGUAACAUUACAAACAGACCCCAUCUUGGUACUUAACUCUAGCCAAUAGAUCAUAUUUGGUUGAGACCCUUAUAAGCCUAUAGAGGUGCAUUAAUGUGUCUCUUGUUGGUCGACGGUCUCAAUGUCAGACAUGACUUGAAUUGUAGGACAAACCUCUAGCGAUAGUUACAGAUUGUUUGGCAUUUUUUCAUUUGUAGAUGAAAGCCAAAUGUCAGCCAUUCUAUUUGGAAUCAAUCCGUAGAAUUUUUGAUUAUCUUUGUAGAUCCUGAAAGACCUUCCAAAGUGUUUGGAUGCAGGUUCAGAACCAAAAGGUGUGGGGAAGAAUAUUCAUCUAACCUCACACCCUACAGCAGUGAUCAGGAAGGGAUAGUGACAUUUGUGAAGCUUGGUAAUCUUUACAGAGCCUGAACAUAAGGAUACAUAAAGGAGAAAGAAUAAAGAUGUGGAGAACGACUCAGAAAAAUAUGCCCUUGAGCACAAGUACUAAUUUGAGCAUUCAUUACUUCAGUUUUUCUAUGCUCCACCUUUUUGAAAAUUUCAAGCAUUUUUGCUAAACUAAAUGAAACCACUUUGAAACCAUAUAGGCAUAUUAUACAUCUAUAAAACAAUACACUUCAUAUAUUGAAUUAAUCUGCUCCAUUUUUUACAGUUCUGUAAUGGCCUGGCACAAUUAUUAAUGAAUAGUCUUUGCAUUGAACUCAGUGUAGCAAAUUAUAGUUAACAAAGCAAGGUUUGUAAUAAUUACAUAUAACUUUGAAUUGUGUAAACCAACAGCAAUGUGAACAAUCUUAACUGAUCAGAGUUUAAAAUUGCAAAACUAAUCAAAAAGAAUCAAUAAUUUAAUCCCGUAUUUGGAUAUUUUGAAUUUUAAGUUAUAUCUCACUGCCAGGACAACUGUUAGCAUUUAUGAACCACACCAAAUAGUAUUAAAAGAUGAUUAACUGCUGACCUUUAAUUUUCCUUCCUGUUUGGAUUAACUACCCAAAAAAUAUUAUGUAUCUAGAUUUGAUUUUUGUUUCAUUUAAUUAAAGACUAUAUAAUGUUCUUUUUUUAUAAUGUCACAGUCCCUCUGCCUUUAGUAGUCUUCUUACAAGUAAAAAAAAUUGAAAUAGUCAUACUGCGAAAGAAAUAAAGCCAGAUUAAACACUAA
Messenger RNA from Stegostoma tigrinum, 5399 nucleotides. It is a transcript of the gene c20h10orf90, whose product is annotated as chromosome 20 C10orf90 homolog. Gene Ontology annotation, cellular component: centrosome; centriole; cytosol. The transcript is spliced from 11 exons. Gene Ontology annotation, biological process: regulation of centriole replication. The record is from RefSeq and is a predicted model, not a curated record. Bases 492 to 3050 code for a protein of 852 amino acids. Lineage: Eukaryota; Metazoa; Chordata; Chondrichthyes; Orectolobiformes; Stegostomatidae.